Messenger RNA from Cylindrotheca closterium, 258 nucleotides. The record is from the annotation of a GenBank genome assembly. Lineage: Eukaryota; Bacillariophyta; Bacillariophyceae; Bacillariales; Bacillariaceae.
AUGGCUCCCAACGACAAAACCCCUGGAAGUAAACUCGACAGUGCUCUCAACAAUGCCACGACAAAAAUGAACAAUGUGCAUGAGAAAGUCACCGAAGCCACUGAGGAGCAUAAGGAAGCAGCCAAAAACAAUGCGGAAAAGGUUGGCAAUGCGUUACCUGACUCUACCAAGGAAGCUGGAUCAAAACUUGGUGGCAUGGUCGAUUCUGGUGUGCAAAAAGCAAAGGAUGCCCUAAGCGACAACAAUGAAAAGGAGUAA